AUGAGCAGCAGAAAAAGCUCCAUUAUAUCAACGACGGAAAAUGUCACAAACUAUGAAUCAAUCGACAGAACGCCUACUACAUCAACGCAGAUGGAGAAGUUCAAGGUCAUAGAAAAAAGAUUGGUUCGAAAGAUUGAUUUCAGAUUGAUCCCAUGGUUAUCUGUGCUGUAUUUGCUGCUUAGUUUAGACAGAAACAAUAUCGGUAAUGCUCGUCUGGGCACACUAGAAAAGGACUUAAACUUGGUGGGCAAUGAUUAUUACACUGCCCUGACGAUUUUCUUUGCUGGCUAUGUAUUGUUUCACAUUCCAUCAAAUCUGGUUGUCAAGCGAUUAAAGCCCUCAAGAUGGAUCUCAGGUACCAUGGUGUUGUGGGGUAUUUGUUCCCUCUGUCAAGCAUUCACACACAAUGCUGCGGGUCUCAUUGCGUGUCGCUUCUUUUUGGGUGUAUUCGAGACGGGCGUUGGACCUUCAACUCCUUUGUUCCUCUCAUUUUGGUACCAGAGAGAAGAAUUGGCUACGAGAGUGGCUAUUUAUUUUGGAUCAUCUACAGUAGCAGGUGCCUUUGCUGGAGCCAUUGCUUACGGUGUGCUUGGAACAAUGGAAGGAGCACAUGGAAUUGCGGGAUGGAGAUGGCUGUUUAUUGUCGAAGCUAUUCCUACGAUUACUCUUGGUUUCUUGAGUUUUAUUGUGCUCCCUGAUAUGCCAGAAACUGCAGGCCGCUGGUUAACUGCAGAGGAAAAGGAUGUUGCUAUCCAAAGAACACGACAAAGUGGAAACACAGAUGACCAUGCUUUUGAUAAGAAGCAAUUUAAAGCAGCAUUGAUAGACUACAAAGUGUGGUUUGCAGUUAUCAUUUAUAUUGGUUUGAACAUUGCUCUUGCUAGUUUUGCUGUAUUCCUACCAACAAUCAUCCGGGAUAUGGGCUUCAGUUCAUUACGUGCCCAGUUACUAUCAAUUCCACCUUACGUCGCAGCUGGUAUACUUGUGUUUUUUGUCUCGUGGAAUUCCGAUCGCACACUUCAACGCGGAUACCAUAUCAUGGCAGUGUGUGCUCUAGGCGUUCUCGGAUACAUCUUCUUACUAGCAAGUUUGAAUGUUGGAUUGCGCUACACAGGAGCAGUAUUAGUUGCCUGUGGUAUUUACCCCAUCAUUCCUCUAACAUUAUCAUGGGUAUCCAAUAAUCAAUUGGGACACACGAAGCGUGGUGUAGCUAUUGCUAUGACAAGUAUGAUUGCGCAAUGCUUUAGUAUGCUGGGAACUCAAAUUUAUCGCACUGAAGACUCUCCUCGCUAUGUCAAGGGCCAUAUCGUUUGUCUUGUCUUUCUCGGGUUGGCAGGUCUAUCCGCGUUCACCUUGAGAUUUUUGCUUUCUAGAGAGAAUAACAGAAGAGAUAGAGAAUAUGGAGUGCCAGAUUCAAAAGACAUGUCUGGUGUUGACAUUAACGGUGUAUAUGACAACCACCCUCAGUUUAGAUAUGCUUUAUAA
This is a messenger RNA of Mucor velutinosus, 1485 nucleotides long. RefSeq lists its product as uncharacterized. Gene Ontology annotation, cellular component: membrane. Gene Ontology annotation, biological process: transmembrane transport. Gene Ontology annotation, molecular function: transmembrane transporter activity. The record is from RefSeq and is a predicted model, not a curated record. The transcript is spliced from 6 exons. Bases 1 to 1485 code for a protein of 494 amino acids. NCBI's taxonomy places the organism in Eukaryota, Fungi, Mucoromycota, Mucoromycetes, Mucorales, Mucoraceae.